Helianthus annuus (common sunflower) is the source of this 2083-nucleotide messenger RNA. Its product is annotated as transcription factor DICHOTOMA. Lineage: Eukaryota; Viridiplantae; Streptophyta; Magnoliopsida; Asterales; Asteraceae. Gene Ontology annotation, biological process: regulation of secondary shoot formation. The record is from RefSeq and is a predicted model, not a curated record. The coding region runs from base 777 to 1907 and encodes 376 amino acids. The transcript is spliced from 2 exons. Gene Ontology annotation, cellular component: nucleus. Gene Ontology annotation, molecular function: sequence-specific DNA binding; DNA-binding transcription factor activity.
GUCCGGACCCCCCUCCCCUCUUCAAAAAAUCACAAACUCAUGGUGGAAGAAGAAUGAGAAAGCAUGCAUGUGUUUGGUCAAGGCACCAAGGGUUGCUUUCACACCAAAAGGUGUUUUGGAUUAGAUAUUCCCCCUCUCUCACACACACAUUACUCUCUCUCACACAAAAGAAAAACAGGAACCUGCUGCUAUCAAUCACGUGAAGUGGCGCUUCCUAUCCACUCACUUAACGACUAAGAAGCUACUUACUCUCUUCUCCUCCUCUUCUUCUUCACCAGAAUUCCCCAACUUUUACUCAAAAAGGUGGGAUGUAAAGGUGAAAAUGGCUCUCUGUCUCCAUUAUUAACAAGCUAGUGCUCUCUUUCUUGAACAUCAAGAGGGAAAAUGGACCUCCUUUUCUCUCACCAUCAGUAUAUAUGUCUAGAGCUCUAUGAUGACAAUUAUAGCAUGCUUGCCAGUCUUUCUCAAUGUCCAAAUUCUUAAUGUUUCAAUGAAUCUCCCUCUUUCUCUCUUUGGUCAUGCUUCUCAUAGUUGCACAAUAUAAUGCAUACCUAAAAACACUUGUUUCUUGUAGGACAUAAGUCUUUCAUUAUCAAGCUUCCAUGUAGUCUUUCAUUAUCAAGCUUCCAUAAGUCUUUCAUUAUCAAGCUUCUUUUGUUACCCUUCCCCUUACCCUAUCAAUAACUUUGCUACAUAUGGGUAUGGUUGUUUUUGUUAUAUCUGGUCUACAUUAACAUCACUAUAUGUAACUUUCUGGAGGUUGAUUAAGAAACAAUAUGUAUCCCUCUUCAAUCAACAAUGGGUGUAUGCCCCCAAGUACAUCAGUUUUUGGUAAUUGCUACAAUGAUAACAACCCUUCAAAAACCCCUCAAGAGUAUUAUAAUACUCCAUCUUCUUCUUCCUUCCUCCUGUCAUCCCCAAUUUACAUUCCUUUAGAAGAUGAAGCUGUCUUUUGUGACUUCUUCCAACAGCAACAAUUUUUCUCGAAUGAUUACAACCACCACAAUUCAAUGGUUGUACCACAUGAAGAAUGUAGUAACAACAAUGGGCAGGCUGUGACAAACGAAGGAGAUGAUGAUCAUUGUAUUUUUAAUACUCAUGUGGAACCUGAAAGUAGCAGUCCAAGGAAGAGACCUCGCAAAAGAGAUCGGCACAGCAAGAUUGACACGGCUCGAGGUCCAAGAGAUCGAAGAAUGAGGUUGUCCCUUGAUGUGGCUAAAAAGUUAUUUGGGCUGCAAGAUCUCCUUGGGUUUGAUAAGGCCAGCAAAACGGUCGAUUGGCUGCUAACUAAAUCGAAAGCUUCCAUUCUAGAACUCCUUCCUGACCGGAGCUGCAGCUUUAUGGAUGUAGCGAACUGCGCUUCUUCUACUUCAGAAUGUGAAGUUCUUUCUGGAACUGCUGAUCAUUCCCUGGUGAAGACUGGAGAUGAUCAAGCCACAACAAAAAACAAGGCACAGUCUUCUAGUGGAAGCAGUAAAAAGAAGAAAGAAAAAGUUACUAGAGUAAGAAAAUGUGUUGAUUUUCAUCACCCUCUUGCAAAAGCAACAAGGGAAAGGGCAAGGGAAAGAGCAAGGGAGAGGACAAUUGAAAAGAGAAAUAAUAAGCGUGGUGGUGGUACUCAAGAUUCAAACUUUAGAUCAUGUCUGGAUCAGGCAAUGGAUCAAGAUGUGAACCAAUAUGGAUCUUGGAGUACCAUCCAAGAAAAUCAACGUCAAAACAUCGGUCAAAUGAGCUUGGACUUCCAAGUUCACCAAGGAUUUGUUGGUGAUAAUUCUUCCUUGUUGAUGACAAGCAAUUGGACUCCAUCCUACCUUCUCAAUUACCAACAUAGUUCUGGAGUAAUACAUGAGCAUCAGUUUAAUGGCCUAGAGAUGAAUGUAAAAGCUUGGGAAGGAAACAACAAUUAGGUCAGUGUUAAUUGUUCAUGUUAUUAUUGUUUCAAUCUUCCUUCUCAUGGGUGCCAAUUGUAUGAUAAGAUUAGACCAUGGGUUGAUAUGCUAUCCCCAAUGUUUUCUGGAUGUAAUAUGUAGUCAUGCAGAUGUUCCUAAACCGAUUUAUGUUUUACAAUAAUUAAUGAAAUAAU